AUGGCAAAGGCCUCCCAAAGGCCAGAUAAGGAGCUCUGGAAGCGGCACAAAAUAAGAAUACUCUCCGAGACCGACAACUAUAAGACAGCCAGAGAACGAGCCAAAAAAGCUGUAGAAAGUUCAAACGUGGACACAGAAGAAGAGGUGCUAAAAGAGCGGAAAAAAAAAGUACCAUCAAAAUACUGGACCGAGAGUGAAGGAGAAUGUGAGAUUCCUACCAAAAAAAGGAGAAAAAUGUCAACAUCCUCUCAGAAGCCAUCAAGCCUCCCAAAGCCUCCAAGUUACAAACCACCUACUGACAUCACAGCUCACUCACCUGAGGAAGAUGAGCCAUCCCUUCCAAAUCUUUCAGCUAAUAAUACUUUUCAUGAUUUCCAGCAUCUCAUCGAACAAUCUGAGCAGCGGAUGCUCCUCGCAAUUGAGAGAAUGUCAACAGAUAUUUCCAAUUCUAUUGAGCGUCUGAUCCAGGCUAUUCAACAGAAUCGUCCUGGUCCGGCAACCAUCACAACACCACCACAGGAGACCAUUGAGAGGCCCUGCAAAACAUUGCAGGAGCUGCAAGCUUUCCUAUUAAAACUUGAGGGCCCAGAAGGGAAAAAAAGGAUGAUACAGUUUUUGAGCCUGAUGGGAGGUAGCAACAUUGGAGACGCUGUGAGGAGAAUCCUUCGGAAAAUAGCCACCAAUGAGGCCUGGUCAAAUUACAGCCUGAAAGGCCGAAAAGGAAAACUGACCUUCAUUGGGACAGCCCUCCACCAUAUUGUUUUAAGUGCUUGUGCCAAACAAUUUCCGAAACACACAGAAAAGGAAAUUGAUACAUGUAUAGGGGAAACCCUCAAACAUGCACCUCACCGUGCCAAGUUGGUCGCAACACCUGUAAGUUGUUUUAUUCAAUGAGAGCUCUCUCUCUCUCUCUCUAUUCUCUAGAAUAACAUAACUGUU
Molecule: messenger RNA, 939 nt
Organism: Carassius carassius (crucian carp)
Lineage: Eukaryota; Metazoa; Chordata; Actinopteri; Cypriniformes; Cyprinidae
Exons: 7
Coding region: 1-894 (297 amino acids)
Source: RefSeq, a predicted model, not a curated record